Messenger RNA from Aspergillus steynii IBT 23096, 858 nucleotides. RefSeq lists its product as uncharacterized. The record is from RefSeq and is a predicted model, not a curated record. The transcript has 2 exons. NCBI's taxonomy places the organism in Eukaryota, Fungi, Ascomycota, Eurotiomycetes, Eurotiales, Aspergillaceae. Bases 1 to 858 code for a protein of 285 amino acids.
AUGGACUACUCUGAUUUGAUCCGUCCGAACGCCAGGGAGGUCAACGCCUCAUCUCCCACGCAUCGAUCUUCGUCCCCCCAUUCGUCUCGCAAUGAAUCCAGACGCAUGCCUUCCUUCGGCUCCCAGAACCGCGCCCUGGCGCCUGAUCAAGGCCCGCUGCAACCCGCCAACGAAUCUACCCCAAUCGUGAGGAGCUCCGACUCGUCCAACCGCCACUACCAGUCGACCGACGGCCUGAGAAAUCGGGAUUCGGGCUCUGCAGACACGCCUGGAAAGAACUCGGCGCACCGAAAUCCCGGGGCUGCCGAUCAACAGGCUCAGCAGUCAGAAUUGGCAGAGCCCAAGGCGUCAUGGUAUAGUCAGUUCGCCGACAGGUACGGCAGUCUGGAACUGGAGAACAAGGGGAGUGUUGCUCGUGAUCAUCUGGCAUUAGAACGGACAUUCCUCGCCUGGCUACGGACCUCGCUGGCCUUCGCCUCUAUUGGAAUUGCAGUGACCCAAUUGUUCCGCCUGAACAGCUCUACUAACGGUAACACGUCGAAUGCUGAGGUUUCGAUGCACGGCCUCCCUCCCCUUCUGUCGCCUCCAUUCUACGACCCCAAGGCUGUCCACGCUACGAUUGCUUCGGCACGCCUUCGCAGCAUCGGCAAACCUCUCGGGACCACAUUCAUUGGCGUUGCUAUCCUGAUUCUUUUGGUUGGUUUCCAUCGCUACUUUGAAAGCCAGUAUUGGAUCAUCCGUGGUAAAUUUCCCGCCAGCCGCGGCAGCAUCGCGUUGAUCGCGUUUGUAGCCGUUGCCUUGAUCAUAGCGGCCUUAGUCGUCAUUCUUGCCAUUUCUCCCGGCGCAGUUGAAAACUAG